Molecule: messenger RNA, 1965 nt
Organism: Pelagomonas calceolata
Lineage: Eukaryota; Pelagophyceae; Pelagomonadales; Pelagomonadaceae
Source: the annotation of a GenBank genome assembly
GGGCGCUGCUUUCUUGGCCGCAGCCCGAAGCAGCCCGAAUGCCCGGCGCGCAGCUAUAUGUUCAGAGGCAGGCCCAUGCACCGGCGGUUGCUAGCCAUCUCAUAACGCGCGCUUUGCCUUUAAUUUUUUUAGCUGGCUAGUGCCUUGCUUCCGCUAGCUAAUCCCCGGCGCGAGCCGGGGUAAAAGUCCUUAACCCCCCAUGCGUCGAGUUUCACCCCAUUGCAUGAUGCGCUCUGCGACCGCUUUGCGGUUGCUGCGACCAGCGGCGCGCGGGGCGCUGCGCAGCGCUGGUGCAAGAAGCCAUGCCAUGCUCUCCACAGAAGCCGUGCAGCGCAUCUCCGCCGUGGGCAUCCUGGCGGACGUCGGCUUCGGCUGCACGAAGCUCGGCGUCGGGACCGCGUGCGCGUCGCCCGCUCUGGUCGCCGACGGCGCGCAUAGUCUCGCGGACGUCUUAGUCGGCGCCGUUUCUUACGGAGCUUAUGCCGCGGCAAGAGCACCGCCCGACGAGGAACACCCGUAUGGCCACGGUAAAUUCGAAGCAGGGGGCUCUUUGGUCGUCGGCGGCGCGCUCGUCGCAACGGGUGCCGCGGCGGCGGCGAACGCGGCGACGAUGGCGACGGCCGCGCCGGACGUGAUGACGCUGCCGGCCAUGACCGCCUGCGCGGGCGUCGCCGCGUUAUCAAUCGCCGGCAAGGAGUGGCUCUAUCGCGCGACGCUCCGGGCCGGCGAGCGGGGCCGGAGCGACGCCAUCGUGGCGAACGCGCACCACCACCGCAGCGACGCGUACGCGUCGAUCGCGGCGCUGGGCGGCAUCGUCGGCACCUACGUGCUGGGCGUGCCGUGCAGUGCAUAAAUCAAAUUGUCGCGACGCGUCUACCACGGCUCAACCAUGACCUCCACACCAUCGACGCGACGCCGGCUCGAUGGCGUGGCCGUGGGGGUCUCUCACCGCUCGAUUCGGUCAGCACGGUCGCGUCUUCGCCGAGAAUGGACUUAGUGAAGAAUUAUCGGGUGCACCCGACACACUGGUUGAUUUACGCACAGGUGCCGUGGCUGGACCCCCUCGCGGCGGCGGGCGUCGCCGCGGUCGUGGCGCACCAGGGCGUGCACAUCUGCCGGGACGCGGUGGACCAGCUGCUCGACGCGUCGUUCGACCCGGCGCGCGUCGAGCAGUUGCGCGACGCGGUGUCGGAGACGCUCGGGCCGGAAUACGUCGUGGACUGUGUGGAAAUCAAAUUUUACGGCGCGUUCGUGCUGAAUCAUCGCGUCGUCCUCCACGCCAUCGACGCGACGCCUGCUCGAUGGCGUGGCGAUGCCGGUUCCUCGCCGCUCGACCGAGCCAGGACGGCCGCGUCAUUGCCGAGAAAUGACUUAGUGAAGAAUUGUCGGGUGCACCCGACGCACUGGUUGAUUUCCACACAGGUCGUGGAGCGGCUGCGGGCUCGCAAGGCUGGGCCGGGCAUCGUGGCUGACCUUGUUUUGUCGGUGCCGGCGGGCUUGUCCGCAUCCGCCGCCCACCAGGUCGGCGAGCACGGGGCCGUGGCGCUGCGCCGGGCGGCGUCCGAGGCCGGCGUCGCUGUCGCGGACGUGCAAGUUCAUUUAGAUCCGUCGGAUCGGCAAGAACGCGACACGUGCCUCGCGGCGCUGCCGUCGACGCUUGAAAAGAGGGUCACCAGCCGCGCGCUGAGGCACCCGCGCGUCCGCGGCGUCGCGCACUGCGUCGUUCGGUACGACAACACUAAAGUCCUUGCCAAGGUCGACGUGAUACUGCCGGACGCGAUGACGUUGCGCGCGGCGCACGGAGUCGCGGGCGCGCUCCGGCGGUCUAUCUUGCGAGGAGUACCCGAGCUCCACGAAGUCGACGUCGACUGCGAGCUCGACGAGCGCCGGGCCCGGACGUCGCGGCGGGGCGUGGGGCGCGGUCGCCACACUAGUUGUAUGUGAUCUGUAAUACGAUUGAUAACU